AAACCACUGGUUCUUAUUGUCUGCAUGUAACUUACCUUGUAUAUAAAUAUAUCUAUAUAGUUUUCUUUUGGACUGUGCUUUUUUUUUUUUUACCUUAUCUCACUUAUUAUUUUCUCUGUCUCUCUCAGUGAUGGAGUCAUAUCCUCCAAUCUCUAUAAUUAGUAUCUUUCUUUUCUUUUUAACUUCAAGUUAUUGGAGUCCAUUACCAUGUUCAGUGGUGGCCACUUCCCUAUCAUCAUGUCAUUUCCCAGCAAUCUUUAACUUUGGAGAUUCUAAUUCCGACACCGGUGGUUUGUCUGCUGUUUUUGGUCAGGCUCCUCCUCCUCACGGCGAGUCUUACUUCCACCACCCCGCCGGACGGUACUGUGAUGGCCGCCUCAUUAUUGACUUCAUCGCGGAAAGCCUUGGAUUGCCAUAUCUAAGUGCGUACCUUGAUUCAGUAGGCAGCAACUUCAGACAUGGAGCCAAUUUUGCAACAGCAGGUUCCACCAUUAGACUCCAAAACACAACUUUAACCCAGAGUGGUUUUAGUCCCAUUUCUUUGAAUUUCCAAUGGAAUGAGUUCUAUCAAUUUCACAACAGAUCUCAAAUUUUCCGUCAAAAAGGUGGAAUAUACAAAAAGUUGUUGCCUAAGGCUGGUGAUUUUGCUCGAGCUUUGUACACCUUUGAUAUUGGUCAAAAUGAUCUUACUUCUGGUUAUUUCUUAAACAUGUCUACUACUGAAGUUAGAGCUUAUGUUCCUGAAGUACUCAGCCAGUUCAAAGACAUUGUUUCGUAUGUAUAUGGUCAAGGAGGAAGAAACUUUUGGAUUCACAACACAGGACCUUUUGGUUGUCUUGCUUAUGUAUUGGACAGAAUUCCACUUUUAGCUUCAGAGAUUGACAGAGCUGGUUGCGGGAUUCCAUUGAAUCAGGUAGCAAAAUAUUACAAUCAUGGAUUGAAGAAGGUGGUUACCCAAUUGAGAAAAGAAUUGCCAGAAGCAGCAAUCACAUAUGUUGAUAUUUACUCUCUAAAAUAUAGUCUUUUCAGUCAAGCCAGAAAGUUCGGAUUUAAUGAGUCAUUGAGAGCUUGUUGUGGACAUGGUGGGAAGUAUAACUACAACAAGAAUAUUGGAUGUGGAGGAUAUAUUACAAAAGGUGGAAGACAAGUUUUGGUGGGGAAAGCAUGUGAAGAUCCUUCAGUUUGGAUUAAUUGGGAUGGAGUUCAUUUCACUCAAGCAGCAAACAAAUGGAUGUUUGAAAAUAUUAAAGAUGGUUCAUUUUCAGACCCACCAAUUCCAUUAAACAUGGCUUGCCAUAGGCACCCUCUACAUUGAUAUUUUCAUGUCAUUUUUCAGCUAUUUCUUUUUUUUUUUUUUUUUUUU
Molecule: messenger RNA, 1363 nt
Organism: Jatropha curcas
Lineage: Eukaryota; Viridiplantae; Streptophyta; Magnoliopsida; Malpighiales; Euphorbiaceae
Product: alpha-L-fucosidase 3
Molecular function (GO): hydrolase activity, acting on ester bonds
Source: RefSeq, a predicted model, not a curated record